Saccostrea echinata is the source of this 635-nucleotide messenger RNA. RefSeq lists its product as uncharacterized. The record is from RefSeq and is a predicted model, not a curated record. The coding region runs from base 27 to 500 and encodes 157 amino acids. NCBI's taxonomy places the organism in Eukaryota, Metazoa, Mollusca, Bivalvia, Ostreida, Ostreidae. The transcript has 2 exons.
AAGUAUUGUUAGCGUUUGUUGUCAGAAUGGGUCUUCUCCAUAGUUGUAUGAGAAAGAGAAGCAACAAAGUUGGCAUUAUGACCGACGAGGAAGAAGAGGCUUACAAGAAAAUAGAAAGAGAGCUGAAAAACGAAGUGCUGGAGGAAACUAUACAGAAAAAGCCCCUCCCGUGGCUGAUGUUUAGCUCUUCAUCGCUAGAAAGCGAGAGGAUGCAUACUAACCCUGCUGAAGGAAACGACAGAAUCUCUGAUGUUGUAAGGAAAAAAGAUGGAAUGGCUUUUAACCUUGACUUAAAGUGUGCUCUUCCAGCUAAACUUCCACCCAUUAAGAUUACAUCUACAAGAAUAGUUCAAGAGGACUAUGAAAAGUGGAAAGAGACAAGAGACAAGAUUUUGAUGGAAAAACUGGAGAAAGCAAAGAUUAGAAGGGAGGCAGUGCUCCAGAAGCGAAAAUUGGCAGCAAAAAGACCAAAGACAGCACAGAGAUUCCCAGAAAGUUGAUUAAUUUGAAGGAUGAAUGAAAUCUACAGUUCAUAAACUACAGAAUUAAAUUGUAUUUUCUCCUUUGAACUGAUGUGUGAGAACAAUCAUUAUAGAGAGUCUAUCUCAUUUUUUUCUAUCAAUUGCAAAUAGAAG